This is a messenger RNA of Parasteatoda tepidariorum (common house spider), 1874 nucleotides long. It is a transcript of the gene ric8a, whose product is annotated as ric8 guanine nucleotide exchange factor A. Gene Ontology annotation, molecular function: guanyl-nucleotide exchange factor activity; G-protein alpha-subunit binding. The record is from RefSeq and is a predicted model, not a curated record. Lineage: Eukaryota; Metazoa; Arthropoda; Arachnida; Araneae; Theridiidae. Gene Ontology annotation, cellular component: cytoplasm. Gene Ontology annotation, biological process: G protein-coupled receptor signaling pathway.
UAUGAUUAUGGAGACUGUAAAUGAAGAAAUAAGCGACCGUUAACGUUUUCAGUAUUUUUAUGCCGAAACAGUUUACUUACUGAAUUUUAUUUAAUAAAUUAGAAACUUAUCGUCGGAAACUAAUUCACGUAUUUCAUGAUAUGGAUGAAAACCUUUUGAAUAAUUUUGAAUCUCUGUCUACGGAUAAAGUUUCUGAAAUUUUGGCCGAUUUUAACACGAAGCAUGCUCAAUCUUUUACUUUCUCAGAACUUGGACUGGAACUAAAGAAGAAAUUAGUAAGUCAGCUGUUUAAGCAGUUAAAUGAAGGCAAAUCUGGGCAAGCUGUUUUUCUGGAAACUCUUCGUAUCAUAAGCCGAGAGAAACCUCACAUUGAAGAACUUUUUACCAAAGAAUAUAUAGGAGUACUUGUUAAUUUAGCCGGACUAAUUGCUGCUGAAGAAGAGAUCCUGAGUCACUGUACAAGAGUUACAGAUCCUAAAGUUAUAGUGGAGGCUCAGAAGUGCUUAUGCAAUUUAAUAUACAACUGUAGUUUCGUGCAAAACGUGUGUUGCAAUAAUGGCUGCAUUGAAGGUAUUUUACUUCGCUUGAGAACUUAUAAAGAUUCAGAAAUACCACAUGAUGUCAAGUUCUUCGACAUGAGAAUGCUUUUUCUGCUGACUGCAUUGUGUGCUGAAAUAAGACCUAAAGUAAAGACCGAUCUGCAUGGAUUGACUUACUUGAUGGAAGCUUUAGAUCUCAUUCUGAAGGACGAUGAUGAUAACAAGAAGAGCCUCACAGACAAAGAAAUUGACAUGGCUUGUGAAGUGCUCAAAGUUCUUUUCAAUCUUACAGUCAACGUAGAGAAAUAUAACAUGGAAGAAGAGGAAGAGGCUCAUUACAUGAGGCUUGUGAGCAUUCUUCAUGAUUGCUUGUUGAUCGACGCCACCUCUUCGGAGAAGAAAGAUGAGUUACAAAGACAUACCAUUGAUCUUUUGACCAACAUGCCCAUGUCAAGUUAUGCUGAGCUGUUAACCCCAUAUCUUGAAGAUGAACAAAAAUCAGUCAAUGUUUUUGAAGGUACAGAUAUGGAAGCUGUUUGUGUACUUUUAAGUUUUCUGGAAAGAAGGUUAAGUAAGCCAUACAAGAAUUCAAAGGAGAUUUUGUCGCCCAUUCUCACCACUUUGAUUGAAUGCUCUCGUGCCAAUAGCACUAUUCGAAAAUUUUUACGCAAAAAGGUUUUGCCUCCAUUAAAGGAUGUCAUGAAUCGUCCAGAAGAUGGAAUUACUUUGAGAAACAGGCUGGUUAAACUCAUGACUUCUCCUGUGUUUGAUGUUAAAGAAUUGGUUGCUGAUUUUCUUUUCGUGUUGUGCAAAGAGAAAGUGGAUCGUUUGGUGAAAUAUACAGGAUAUGGCAAUGCUGCAGGAUUACUCGCUAAUCGUGGACUCAUGUUUGGGGGUCGAGGACGAAAUAUAUAUUCUAGUGAAUCAGAAGACAGUGAUACUGAAGAAUAUCUAAAAAUGAAAGAUAAAAUCAAUCCAGUAUUGGGGUGUUACCAGGAGCCACUACCUAAUCCACUGGAAAAUAUGACAGAGGAGCAGAAGGAACACGAAGCUAUUCAGUUGGUUAAUUUGAUGGAUAAAAUGGCUAGAGAUGGGAUUAUUCAGCCAAUGAGAGUAGGUCCUGAUGGCAUACCGCAGCCGAUUUCUCACGUACUGGAGCUUCAAGAUUAAAAUGAUUCAAUGAAGACAUUUGUAAAUAGGUUAUUAAUAUUGUGUCAUUGUAACUCAUGUUGUGUAUCAUACUGGACAUCUAUAAUAUAUUUGUGUAUCAUAUUGUGUAUAUGUACUGUAGAACUGACCCAACAAAUUAAUAAAAGCCCCAUUUUAGAAGGUAAA